AGGUGUUUAUCCACUGGCUAAGAUUAAUCCAUUCCACUCGCCAGUGCCCUUUGUCAGCCUCUUCCCUCUGCCCCCAGAUCACCCUAAACCUUGGAGAACAGCCUAUAAAUAACCAGGCUAUUUGCAAAUCUUCAAGCAUCUCCCUGAGCAGUAACACUGGAAGAACCAACGAUGCAGGUCCUAAACAGACCCUACCCCCAAAACUGCCUGCUCACCGUUAUGGACAGGUAUUCAGCUACUGUGAGGAACAUGGAGCAGGUGAUCAUGAUCCCCAGCCUCCUGAGGGAUGUGACCCUGGAAGACCCGGGCCAUGAGACCCCCGCAGGUGAGGCAGGUAUCCAUGACCUCUACAGCUACUACACUAUGCUCAAAUCCAUCCGAGUAGAUGUGGACAACGGGCUGCUACCCAGGGACAAGUGGAACGCCAAGCUCGCCAGCUCAGAUGAGGAGGAGGACGAGGAGGAGGAUGCAGAAGAAGGGAAGAGAGGGGAGAAGCUGGAUCUCGAGGCUCAGUUUCAUCUUCAUUUCUCCAGUCUCCAUCACAUCCUCACCCAUUUGACCCUGAAGGCCAAUGAAGUGAUAAAGAAAUACCAAGAAAUAACUGGGCUGACAAUAUAGACCCUGGUGUCCGGCUCUCUCUUAGAAUACUCCACAACUCAUUCGACCGGAUACAGCAGCCCCAAGCAUGAACAAUGAAGGCUCGUGGGUACUGUAACAUUUUGUGCCAAGAAUUUGCUGGGGCUGCAGAUGGAGAAAAGACAACUUUGUUUCUUCCCUGGCUACCCAUCUGGGACAUUCUCCACUGACUUAUCUGCCAGGAACCAGCUCCUUGCCAACACCUUUGAAAACCAUGCAAUCCUCACUCCCCUGGGCAAAUUAGUGGGGGUUGGUGGAUGGUUUGCAGAAGAUAGAAAGAGACCAUCUCAUCUUCAUUUUGUCUGAAGCUGCUUUCUUCCCCAUCUUACCCAUGUUCUGCAACUUUUGCCUCUCCUCUAUUUCCUAAUGGUGGCUGCUCUGAGUUAAAAAUGGCAAGAUUCCUAUAAAGUAAAGAGUUAGGAAGGCCCACCAGCUCCCCCUUCCAGAACCACUGAUCUUCUGUAUUAAGGGAGUUAUAAGCUCCUUCUUACCUCUGUGUCUAAGAUCCUCCAGUAGUGCAACGUGUCUGGGUAGAUUUGGGGCAAUGUUAUACUUUUCUUGGCUUGAAUCUUCCUUUACAAAUUUGGGGACAUACUAUCUGCUAGACAAAACAUUUCCUUCCUCUGAGGAGAUGGACUAAAAAUAUGGAAUGUUGCCUACAGUAAGCCAUAAUUGAUAUGUUUGUGUUGCUGGGGCUUUUUUUGUGGGGGGAGGGUGGUUAGUGGGAAGGAUGAGGAGUUGGGGGAAGGGAGAAAAUGUUACAAAGGGGAUUCUGUUAGGUGAGAUUACUAGAAAGUGACAGUGAAGCAAAAAACUCCAAAAAGUUAAAAACAAAUACAAACUUUUUAAAAAUCAAAAAAGAUGUGUCUGUUUUUUUAAAUUCCAUUUUAUUUUCAGUUCCAAAUUAUCUCCCUCUCCCUCCCCCAUUUCCCAUCUAUGGAGAAGACAAGAAAAACAAAAUCCAUUACAAAUAUAUACAUAUGGGGCAGCUAGGUGAUGCAAUGUAUAGAGCACCAGCCUUGAAGUCAGGAGGACCUGAGUUCAAAUUUGACCUCAGACACUUAAUAAGUCCUAGUUGUGUGACCCUGGGCAAGUUACUUAACCCCAAUUGCUUCAGCAAAACCAAACAAAAACCAAAUAUAUACAUAUCUGUCAUGUGAAAGAAAUCCCUGCAUAAGCCAUGUCCAAAAAAAGAAAAAAAAGAAAAGAAAAUACAUUUUAAUCUGCACUCUGAGUUCACUAGCUCUAUAUCUGGAAAUGCACAGCAUGUUUCAUCAUGCAUCCUCUGGAUUUGUGGUUGGUCGCUAUAUUGAUCAGUUACUAAGUCUUCAAACUUCAUUACCUUUAUAACAUUGUUGUUAUUGUAUAAACUAUUAUUCUGGUUCUGCUUACUUCAUUCUACAUCAGUUCACACAAAUCUUGCCAUGUUUUCUGAAACUAUCCCAUUCAUUAUUUUUUAUGGCACAAGAGUAUUCCUUCAUAUUCAUCCCAUAACUUGUUCAGCCAUUUUCCAAUUGAUGGGCAUCCAUUCAUUUUUGUACAUAUGUACCUUGUCCUCAUUCUUUGAUCUCUCUAGGGCGUUAGCACCCAUAAGAAUAUCACUGUGCAGAAGAAUGUAUACAGUUUAAUAGCUUUUGGAGCAUUGUUGAUAUGGUUUGUAGUUUAAAAAAAAAUCUAUCUGCUGGAUAUCUUGAGAGAAUGGCACAAAUUUUCUACUUGAAAACAUACUCCAUAAUCAUCCAUCAAAAAAAAAUUUAUUAAAAGGAAAGAAGCAAUAAGUAAUCCCCACAUCUGAUAAGUCCCCAUAUUCAGUGCCCCUCCCCCCAAGGUACAUUAGUGUUUAGUAUAAUAAAACACUGUAAGAGAGAACAAAGGGGAUAGGAGCAGAGAAAUGAGGAAAGAUUUGUAUGAGUUGAUACUGAAUGAGAUGGAAAGAAUAGAAAAAUAAUUUAUAAAAUAACAGCAAUAUCGCAGGAUAAAUAACUUGGACUUAGGAGUGCAGUCAACACAAUGCUCUAACACAAUUCCAAAGGACUCAAGAUGAAACAUGAAAAUUACCUCUUUUUAGAGAGAUGAUAAACUCAGAGAACAAAUUGAGGCAUAUUUUGAAGGGAUAUAUCCAAUGGCUAUUUUUUGCUUGACUAUAUACAUUUAUAAUAGGGAUUUUAUUUUCCUUGUUUUCUCAAUGGGGGAAGGAUAAAUGGGAGAGAUAGAAUGUAGAUCUGCAAAUAAAAUUCAUUAAAAAAGG
Antechinus flavipes (yellow-footed antechinus) is the source of this 2884-nucleotide messenger RNA. RefSeq names its product thyroid hormone responsive (gene THRSP). The record is from RefSeq and is a predicted model, not a curated record. NCBI's taxonomy places the organism in Eukaryota, Metazoa, Chordata, Mammalia, Dasyuromorphia, Dasyuridae. Gene Ontology annotation, cellular component: cytosol. Gene Ontology annotation, biological process: regulation of lipid biosynthetic process. The transcript has 2 exons. The coding region runs from base 172 to 618 and encodes 148 amino acids.